AUGGAUACUGACUCCAAAGGCAAGAAGCCCUUUGAAACCAAGGAGAAGGGAUCUAUUAUUAACAAUGCUGAAAACACACCUUUCAUUUUUGGAAAUGGGAAACUUGCAGCACCGCAGAAUCAUGAAGUAGUAGUGACUCCUAAUCAGUGCAGAACAGAUAUCUUUAAAUCACCUUCACCUUUGAACUUUUCUACUGUAACUGUAGAGCAAUUGGGAAUUACACCAGAAAGCUUUGUCAAAAGCACUCCAGGAGAGUCAUCAUCCACUCUUAAGAAAGCUAGACGACGUUCUGCAAUUGGUGCUCGGGGCUCUCCGGAAACAAACCAUUUGAUUUGUUUCAUUUCCUAUUGUGAAAGAUUAAGUUAUACCCAUAUUGUUUUGUUUUGCAUACAUGUAAUCAAAAAAGAAGGCCUGAGUGAACGGCAGCAGUCUGGAUUAUCUGCAAAUUUAUCAUCCAAACGUCGGAGGAUAUCCUAUCGGAGCAACUCUAAUGAAAAGCUAACUGACCUGGAAAAAAGAGGACUUGAUCUCCACUUAAUCAAUACGGAUCCCCUUCUUAGUACAGACAGAAUAUGUACUGUUGAUACUUUACCUGCAGAUGUUUCAGAGAUGAUAACCAGUAUGAAUUUAGAAGAAAAUAGUACAACUGAAGAGCUUGCACUUCGACGAAAAUGUAGAUGGGAAGGAAUUAAGACUGUUGACUGGGUUGAGGACAAACAAACAAGAGAAGCUAUUUCACCCAAAACUUGGCUUGAGGACAGAGGGACAGAAACCGAGAACAUAACCACAGUUCCUGACAUCAAGUCACCUGUCCCUUCAUUAUGCAUGAUGGAUAUUCCAUCUUCUGAAACUGUUGUACUUCGUUCUGUCUUGAAGAAACCCUCUUCUAAUCUACUUACAGAAAGCUUACAGGAACAUUGUGACAACCUCUGUGGUGGUGAGACUCAUUCAAGCGUGAUGCCAAAUUUUAGAAUCCAUUACCAAGAACAAAAAGCAGAAAAUCACAGUGCACCAACUCUCCUAAAUGUGAGGAAGAGGAAGAGAGUUACUUUUGGAGAGGACCUAACUCCUGAAGUGUUUGAUGAAUCUUUGCCCGCAAAUACUCCAUUGCGAAAAGGAGGAACGCCUGUUUGUAAAAGGGAUUUGGGUAGUCCCGGUCCUCUGCAACUUGAAGAGUCGCCAGUUCCUGGACCUUUAUCUCAGCCAGAUUUUGAUGACAAGGAAGAGAAUCUUGAAAACAUAGAACCUCUGCAGGUGUCCUUUGCUGUUCCAGGGUCUCCUAGUAAGUCUCCCAUUGCUGAGACUCUUUCAGGUGUUGAUACUCUUGGCUCUUCAGAUACUCAGGAGGAUGUGUCCUCCCAUAAUGCUGGCAGAAUAACUCGUACCUCUAACAGAAGAAAGCAAUUGACUAGUUUUGCAGAAGACAGUGUAUGCAACUUACUAAAUACAGAAGCCCAGCCUUUUAAAGAAAAGAAAACUAAUAGGAGAAAGUCUCAAGAAAUUAAAGACACCAACAAAACACUUCCUAAAAAGAAGCAGGUUUUAAAAAGUGGCAGAAAGAAGAAAGGAAAGAGAAAACAGGAUGUAAAGAAAUCCUUAUAUGGGGAACGAGAAGUGGCUUCUAAGAAACCCCUCCUCAGCCCUAUUCCUGAGAUCCCCGAGACCUUGGAGAUGACACCUUCAGCUCCUGGCAUCCACAGGGUGUACUCAGAUAAUUUCAAAUCAAAUGGGAAACCUGAAGAAAUGCUAAAACCACCUGAAAAUCUAACUAAAAGAAAGACUCUUUUGCCAGAGAUCCCGAAAGACUUGUGUAUGGAUCGAAGUUUUGAUAAGCAUGAUGUGUCUGAAUUUUGCAGCUCUGACAAAAAAAGUUCUUCAUUGUGUGGUAAUGCCACUUUUGAUCAACAUUCAAAUGUAAAGAUUAUAGAAGUUAAUGAAAAUGAAGGCAUUCCAAAAGAAGUUGGUGAAAAGAAACUAAUUUCUUAUACUUCUGUGACUGAAGAAUGCAUCUUUUCAGAUAGUCACAAACCAGAUUUUAUCCUGGAGUCCCAAGAGUUUUCUGUUGCUGAUCAAAAUGUGGACAACUUUCGUCAAGCCUGUAAAAUUUCAGAAGAUGGAAACACAAAGUGUGACAAGGAGGAUGGCCUCUUAGUACUGCCAGAAGAAAAGUCUAAAUGCUGUCACCUGAUGCCUGGCAGGCAAAAAGAGAAUGUCCUGAUUGGAAGUAUGAAAGAAACUAAAAGCCAGUGUGAGGACCUGGAAGGAAAAUGCACAGAAAAUCAUGAUAUGACUAAGAAAGAAAGGAAAUGUAGAAGACGCUCUAUGUAUUCCCUUGAUGGUCAAAGUUUACUUUUGGAAAACAGUGACAUUCCCAACAGUGCCAGCAUGGUAAGCAGCUCUGUAGAGACUGAUGUAGAACAUUCUGAACUAUGUAAAGAUUUGUCUGAUGCCAUAGAGCAAACCUUCAAAAGCAGUAAUGAAACAAGAGUGAGGCGUAGCACAAGGCUGCAAAAAAACUUGAAAAAUGAAGGACUUGUAUGGAUUUCACUUCCAUUUCCUUCCACGUCCUGCACUUCUCAAAAACUCAAAAGGAGGACAAUAAGUGCAGUUGACAGCAAAGGAUAUGAAAACUUGUUCCCCCAAAAGGAAACUAUGUCCAAAAGACAAACUCCUGCCAUGCUGACCUCCUUGAUAGAUAAAGAAAAUGGUGAGGAUCCUGCCACUAAUCCUGAUAAAGUACUUGGGAAGAGGAGGGUGAGCUUCUGUACAUCUGCACUUCCUAGUACUAAAAAUAUUACCCAGCAUCCUAGGGGGAAAAGCUCUCUUAUAUGA
Messenger RNA from Elephantulus edwardii (Cape elephant shrew), 2832 nucleotides. RefSeq names its product cell division cycle associated 2 (gene CDCA2). The transcript has 13 exons. Gene Ontology annotation, biological process: regulation of mitotic nuclear division; regulation of chromosome segregation. The record is from RefSeq and is a predicted model, not a curated record. Gene Ontology annotation, cellular component: chromosome; nucleus. The coding region runs from base 1 to 2832 and encodes 943 amino acids. NCBI's taxonomy places the organism in Eukaryota, Metazoa, Chordata, Mammalia, Macroscelidea, Macroscelididae.